GGCGAGUAGACUGGGAGAGCUGUAGCCUUAGCCCGGUACCUUACUCCCGCACCAUGGCCAGGUUUGCCUUAACCAUCGUCAGACACGGGGAAACCCGAUACAACAAGGAGAAGCUGCUGCAAGGCCAAGGAAUAGAUGAACCGCUCUCGGAAAUAGGAUUUAAGCAGGCAGAUGCCGUGGGCAGGUUUCUGAGCAACGUCAGGUUCACUCAUGUUUUCUCAAGUGAUUUGAUACGGGCCAAACAAACAGCCUGUGCUAUCAUGGAAAAUAACAAGAUUAGUGAAGACAUUAAGAUUAUAUACGACCGCAGACUCCGGGAAAGGAAAUAUGGUGAUGCAGAGGGUCGGCCUUUGAGUGAACUAAAGGUGAUGGCAAAGAAAGCUGGAGAUCAGUGUCCUUCUUAUACCCCACCAGGAGGAGAGACCCUAGAGCAGGUCAGAGCUCGCGCCAAGGACUUUUUCGAAUAUCUUUGCCGGUUGGUGUUGGAGGAGUCUUCUGCAAAGGAGCAGUCAGAAUUAGGUGCCUCGGGAAUGGGUGGGGUCACAUCGGCAGACCUUGGCCCUUUUGUGAAUCACAAUAAGGAACCUAGAGAAUUAGGGGAAAGCAGAGAUGUUACUGUACAUGCCAGUGUCCUGUUGGUAAGCCAUGGGGCAUACAUGCGCAACUGGAUCAAGUAUUUGGUUGAAGACCUACAGUUCACUUUCCCACCGGAGCUGAAGAAGUCUCGGGAACUUCCCGUAAGCCCCAACACGGGAAUAAGCCAUUUCAUUGUCACUGUUUCAUCAGCAACACCUAGGAAACCUGAGAUCCAAUGUGUGUGUAUCAAUCUCCACAGUCACCUGUCCGACAUCAACGCGGACACCAGCCAUUACCAAGUAUGAUCGGCACCGACAGAGUAAUCUGGCACCCUUAGCUGAAAUAUUAGUUACCAGUUUGCUCUCAGAAUUACCUUUUAGUAUGAUUAGACAGUGACAGAAGUUUGGAUUAUCAGCAGGUAGAUGGUUGCUAGGGUCCAAUUGACCCUAGCAACCGGGCAGUGGUUUGAAUGAGAGCCUGAAGAGAAGAAAUAAAAAGGAACAAUGCAAAUAAAACUGUAGCCUCAAUGGUUUUCCGGCUAAUAGGGCAUUUGGUAACAUCCUAAACGUUACACGAAGCAUGUUAAAUAUCAGAUACAUCGGCACGAUGGCAGAGAGAUGCACUCACGUUUCCACACUUACCUAAUCCUUUGUUACUUCACUCGUGUUGGCAGCAAAAACAGUUCAGUUUAACAACGAGUUGACCUUUAAAUGAACAUAUAAGUCAUGAAAGUUCAGUUGCCUCCUCCAUCUGUGCUUAUGGGAAUCAAUUGCAUUGUUGAAAGGAGAAAUGAGCCUCCAACUUUACUUCCCAGCUCUCCAGUAUAUGUGCUGCUCCAACAGAACACGGACUGUGAGCUCUGUGAAUGAAUGAAUACAUAUGUAUAAUGGGACAGUCUCUCUCUAUCCCUCCAAUCAUGUGGACUUAAGCCUCUACAUAUGCUCAGUGCGUCACUGCCAUACAAGCUUUUUGCCUUUGCCAAUAGAAUUAAAUCCAGUGUUGGUAUUGGUAAGGUAUCUCCUGCCUUUCUGUGGUCAACUCUACAUACUGAAAUGAAAAUACUGUGUUUGCUUUUUUUGCCCAACAUUUUUCAGAUUAUUGUGUUUUCCAGGCAGCAAGGAUGUAGCAGCGAGUGUUGGUAACUUAUAGUGUAUUGUGUGGUUAUUAACUGAGGUUAUUAAUGUGUUUACAGUUUAUUUCUCUAUUUAUUUAGUAACUGAAGGCUUGGUCACAGAUUACAGUUUAUUUCUCUAUUUAUUUAGUAACUGAAGGCUUGGUCGCUUCAGAUAAAGGUUUAGGAACAGCGAUGAGCUAAGUCCGAGUAAGGGUGGCCAUACACCUUCAUUGUACAAUGACAAUUACAAUGACAUUCGGCACCCCCCAGUGGUUGUAACUUCUAACAUGCAUUGAUGAUCAUAGAGCUUUUUAGAACUUGCCAAAUUGAAUGAAACAAUCAGCGUGUUUGGCCAGAAUGAGAGCUCCUGCUUUAAAAGUGGCCUUGGCUGGUACAGAAGCACGAGACAUAAGGUAUAGCAUUUUUAUCCUAAUUCUUUUUUCUUUUUAGAACUUAUCCGACCCUGCUACUUGCUCAUGACAUCUCUUUUCCCAAUGCUCAUGCAGCCAAGAUUGUGGAGUGGAGCAAGGAGCUGAUUGGCUGGAACGCAAAAUGAAUAUCAUCUAUAAUUAGUUUCAAGUGAUACCAAUAGUAAGAACGUAGAAUGUGUCGGUAUCACAUUAAAUGUCAAGCCGUUUGCAGCCAAGUGAUGUGUUGAUAUGUACAGCUGGGCAGGAAAGGUAAAUAAUUGCCCCCUGCGGAUUCUGCAAGAGAGGUUCCCAAUAUCUGUACCAUUAGUGUUUGAUAUAUCCAGCAUUUUUUCAUUGAAAGACAAAUACAUUGAUGUCUUCUUUCACAUUUAACAGCUACCAAUCCUGCAUGACUGUUCGACUUACUCUGUAAAUAAAGGAAUAACAUGUAUUUAAUGGGCAUUGAA
Messenger RNA from Xenopus tropicalis (tropical clawed frog), 2567 nucleotides. RefSeq names its product TP53 induced glycolysis regulatory phosphatase (gene tigar). NCBI's taxonomy places the organism in Eukaryota, Metazoa, Chordata, Amphibia, Anura, Pipidae. Gene Ontology annotation, cellular component: nucleus; cytoplasm; mitochondrion. Gene Ontology annotation, biological process: regulation of pentose-phosphate shunt; response to stress; regulation of programmed cell death. The record is from RefSeq and is marked provisional. Gene Ontology annotation, molecular function: fructose-2,6-bisphosphate 2-phosphatase activity; catalytic activity.